UAUUGUGCUUAUAAGUGCUUAUAUGAGAUAAUAGAGAUAAUUUAAUGGACAUUUGUGUUCACAUCAGUUUACAUGGUUCAUUCGCCCAUUCAAAUAGCCGCCAGAUUAUGGCAUGGUAUACCGAGAAGUUUAUUAAAGAUGGGUCCGCUCGAAAGUGCUAAGAAAAUUGCGGCUUACAAAGCUGUGAACGAAUAUGUCCAGAAUAAUACUGUGGUCGGAAUCGGUAGCGGAUCUACUGUAGUUUAUGCCGUUCAUAGACUUGCUGAACGUGUCAAAGAAGAAGGACUCAAUGUAGUCUGUAUUCCUACAUCAUUUCAAGCUCGUCAACUUAUAUUAGAUAAUCAUCUAACUUUAGGUGACUUGGAAACUUAUCCAAAGGUAGACUGUGCAAUCGAUGGAGCAGAUGAAGUUGAUGCCGAAUUGAAUCUCAUCAAAGGUGGUGGAGCAUGUUUAUUGCAAGAAAAGAUUGUUGCUUCUUGUGCUCAACAGUUUCUUGUCAUAGCAGACUAUACAAAAAAUUCACAAAAAUUUGGCGAGCAGUAUAAAAAAGGAAUUCCUAUUGAAGUAGUUCCUAUGGCAUAUGUGCCGAUUCAGCAGAGAAUUGAAAGAAUAUAUGGAGGGACUGCAAAAAUUAGAAUGGCUCUGGCCAAAGCUGGUCCAGUAAUAACUGAUAAUGGUAAUUUUAUUUUGGACUGGCACUUUCCGCAAGAUUUAACUAAUUGGAAUAAAAUUAAUGAGGAAAUAUUGCUAAUACCUGGAGUUGUAGAAACUGGUCUAUUUAUAAAUAUGGCUGAAAAAGCUUUUUUUGGUAUGCCAGAUGGUAGUGUAAAGGAACAAAGUUUAAAUAUUCAAAAGACUUAAUACAUAUCAGUGUGCAAAUUACAUUUUCUAUCAUUGGGAAAUAAUAUAUCUACAUAUAUCAAAUAUAAAGAAUCUUAUAGAUAA
Nylanderia fulva is the source of this 945-nucleotide messenger RNA. RefSeq names its product Ribose-5-phosphate isomerase (gene Rpi). Gene Ontology annotation, molecular function: ribose-5-phosphate isomerase activity. Lineage: Eukaryota; Metazoa; Arthropoda; Insecta; Hymenoptera; Formicidae. Gene Ontology annotation, biological process: D-ribose metabolic process; pentose-phosphate shunt, non-oxidative branch. The record is from RefSeq and is a predicted model, not a curated record. Gene Ontology annotation, cellular component: cytoplasm.